Perca flavescens (yellow perch) is the source of this 1108-nucleotide messenger RNA. RefSeq names its product granzyme A-like. Bases 36 to 809 code for a protein of 257 amino acids. Gene Ontology annotation, biological process: proteolysis. The transcript is spliced from 5 exons. NCBI's taxonomy places the organism in Eukaryota, Metazoa, Chordata, Actinopteri, Perciformes, Percidae. The record is from RefSeq and is a predicted model, not a curated record. Gene Ontology annotation, molecular function: serine-type endopeptidase activity.
UCAGAGCAUCACAUCAAACAGAGAGAUAAGAAGAAAUGGUCUUUCCGAGGGAGUUCAGCGUUUUUAUCGCUUGUGUGGUCCUCCUCAUUGUCCAGUCAAGUCAUGGUUCUGAGAUUAUUGGUGGGAAAGAAGUGCAGCCCCACUCGCUGCCUUUCAUGGCUUGGAUGGAGAGUCCAUAUUGUGGAGGGAUCCUGAUCGAUCCAACAUGGGUCCUGACUGCUGCCCACUGUGUUAACAUUAAAAAUGUGUCUCUGGGGGUGCACUCCAUCAAAGAAAUGAAAAAAGAUUCCACGCAGGUCCGCAAGGUUAAGCGCCUUGUUCCUCAUCCCUGCUAUGAUGCAACAGAUAAGGUCAAUGACCUUAUGCUGGUCAAGCUGGACAAACCGGUGAAGCAAACCAAGACAGUGAAAGUUCUCAAGUUGGGUAACACCGUCAAAGAUCCAGCAGCUGGCACCAACUGUCUUGUGGCUGGAUGGGGAAAAACAAACAACGUUGCCAAGACAGGGUCGGAUGUCCUGAUGUCUGUCAAUGUGACUGUGAUUGACAGAGUGAAGUGCAACUCUCGUGAAUACUACGGCCUUAAACCUGUUAUCACUAGCAGCAUGAUAUGUGCUGGAUCAGAUGGCAAAAAGAGUGCUGAUACUUGUCAGGGUGACUCAGGAGGACCACUGCUGUGCAAUGGAGUGCUCGUUGGUGUCACUUCAUUUGGAAAGAAGUGUGGCCUGAUAAAAAAGCCUGGAGUGUACUCUUUUCUCUCAGAAAAACAACUAAAUUGGAUAAAAACAGCAAUGAAAAAGUCUGAAAUAUAAUGAGACUUCCCUGUUAAUCAUUCAGUGUUCUUGACCAUGUUAACCAUUUAAACCACAUCUCUCUAUUUACUUUAUGUUCCAUUUACUUUAUCCUCAGCUAAAGUCUUGUGGAAAGAUUUUGUGAUGAAGGUUUAUUCUUGGGCAGGCCUCAGUAUUUGCUCAUUUUAAUCCAUAAUAUUACUGCUUGAAAAUUACAUUUUCUACUGUUUUAAGGGCAGAGACAAACCUAUUGAUUUAGUUUUAUUUGUACUAUUGGGUCUUUCACAAGGCAUCCUCAUUACAGUAACUCAUAUUUUCAC